Vombatus ursinus (common wombat) is the source of this 2577-nucleotide messenger RNA. Its product is annotated as C-type lectin domain family 4 member K-like. NCBI's taxonomy places the organism in Eukaryota, Metazoa, Chordata, Mammalia, Diprotodontia, Vombatidae. The transcript is spliced from 6 exons. Bases 460 to 1455 code for a protein of 331 amino acids. The record is from RefSeq and is a predicted model, not a curated record. Gene Ontology annotation, molecular function: signaling receptor activity.
UUUCUCUUAGACCAUAUAUUUCACAAUUUCUUACAGCACAAUCAUUUUCUAUUCCUGUACCAUAAUUUGUUCAGCAUACUCCAAUAGGUGGGCAUUCCCUGAGUUGCCAAUUUUUUUACUGCUAUAAAAAAAGACUCUGAGCAGUUUUCUGAAGGAGGGGAGAGAAGAGAAUGGUAGAUAAGGAUAGGAUUUAGGGAAUCUUUCCAUGACGGAGUCUUUGGUUGGACGGAUGACAAAAGGUUCACGCUGACUUCCUUGAGGUCCCGGUCUAGAUGCAAAGGGUAAAGUUGUGGUCUAGACCUGGUUUCAUGAAUGUAAUGUGGACUUCUGGGGCUGAGGUGGGCAGGGUAUCUUACAACGCCACUUCCCACUUCUAUUUCUAGAUAAAGAUGCCCUUGAAGCAGCCAUUGUGAGUGGUGACUGAGCAAGGACAGAGGACACAGUGUGGCCCAGACCAGGAUGAAGGAAAAUGAGAUGGAAGUCCAAGUGGCCCAUUUCACCGUAGACAACCAGGACAUCUCCCUCUGGCCCCGAGAUCCUCCUCCAAAGAAGAAGUCACCUGCAGCCCCGAGGACCUUCCCCUUUAUCUAUGUAGCUAUUAUUCUCUUGGCAGUGGGCCUGGCUGCUUUUCUCCUGGCCAUGAUCAUUCUCUAUCCCCAGUUACUGGGAAGGAUAGAUGAUGUCAAGACCUCUGUCGACAUGCUCAAAGGCCGUGCAGAGAACACCAGUAUCUUUCUCAGUUCUGAGAUCAGGAAGCUAAGAAACAAGUUGGAGGAUUCCCAUGUACAGGUCCAGGCGCUAAACCACAGCCUGGGGUAUUCGAAAGUUCAGAUGCAGCUAUUAAAUGCCAUGUUGAAGCAGGACACUGCUCAGCUUCAGGCAUUAAUGAGCAGUUGGGAAGAGCUUGAGGCUUUAAAUGCCCAGAUUCCGAUGCUGAAACAGGAUUUGAAGAAAACUGGGGAGCUAAAUUCCAACGUCGAGCAGCUCAGGAAAGAUCUGCAGACCCUGGGGACAUCACUGUCACAGCAGCGUCACAUUCUGGAGAUGGCCUCUCAAGACUGGAAAUUCUUUGGAGGGAACUUUUACUAUUUUUCUACCAUGAAAAAGUCUUGGUACAGUGCUGAGCAGUUCUGUACCACUCACGAUUCUCAUCUGACCUCAGUGACUUCAGCAAAAGAACAGGAGUUUCUUUAUAAGGUAGCCAAAGGAGUUCCUUAUUGGAUUGGCCUGACAAAAAUAGGAUCUUCUGGCAGCUGGCACUGGGUUGAUGGAACCCUAUAUAUAGAGAAGGAGAAUGUUCGGUUCUGGAUAAAGGGGGAACCCAAUGACAGAGGUGAAAAUGAGCGUUGUGUAACUUUAGUGAAGUCCUCUCUGAUGUCCUGGAAUGAUUUAACUUGUGACAGUGAGGUCCAAUUCAUUUGUAAGAAGGGCCCCAAACCAUCAGAGACUGACUAGUUCCAUGAUGGGAUUCUGCUGCAUCCUCCCAGCUUCUCCCAAACUUAACAUAAGGAUGAUGGUCAUCCCUCCAACAUCCACAGGGAAUUUUCUCCUUAGCUUAUUGUGUUUUAAUGUCAUGCCAAAAUAUUCUGGGACCUGCAUAUAUCACCUGAGACUCACUUUGCCUCAGCAAGCUGGGGAGGAGGAAAACAGAGGAUAGAGAGAAGAGGACAUUGAAGAAACUGGGCUGGGGUUGUCUGGAGAAGGUCCUGAUAUGUCUCCUACUUGAGAUUUCACUCUUUCUCAUGGCGGCAUUGCCAUUCACCAACCUCCCACGUUCAAAACCUUGUGGUUAUUAUUGACUCUUCUCUCUUCAUCACCUCUGUAUGUCUGGGCAGUUACUCAGUACUAUCAAUUUCCAUCUCCCCAAUAUCUCUUCCAUCUUCACCUUCUUCUCUAUGCCCUUUGCUACCACCUGUACCAAUGAGGUACAGGCCCUCAUUGCUACCCCUCUAGACCCUUACAAUAGCCUCUUGACUUUUUUUCUACCUUCUCUCAUUUCUCCUUUCUAACCAUUAUUUAUUCCAUUGCCCUGGUAAUCUUUCUUUGGCACAAAUUUGGUACUUUUACAAUUCUACCUUGCCUAAAGGAGGCGCCUAAUAAAUUCCUGCUGAGUCAAAAUGAAAAUCUUUAGUAGUGCUUUAUUGCCUCCUGAGUAAAAAUCAAAUGUCUUGCAUUCAAGGCCCUCUACAAACUGGUACCAUUCUAUCUUUAAUGUCUUAUCUUAUAUUGCUCCAUGUAGUCUAAGCAUCCAGACAAGCUGGUAAACUCUCUGUUCCCAGAUGUGCUCUACAUUGACCUGGCUCUCUGUGCCUUUGCUAAUAUCGUUGCCCAUGCCCAAAAUGUCCUGCCUUCACUUCCUUUACUGGAUCAGAGAUGACUGUUGGGACAUGAAAGCUGUCUUCAAGUGUUUGAAGGGCUCUUAUAUGGAAGAGGGAUUACACUUUUUCUUUCUACCCAGAAGAAAGAACUGGGAGCAGUGGUUAUUAGGAGCAAAGAGGAGCAAAGACUUGUGGCAAUGGAGGAAAUAAAGUUUAGAUGAAGUAUAGUGCUAAUAGGGAGAGAGACAUAAACAUAGUU